Vicia faba (fava bean) is the source of this 321-nucleotide messenger RNA. The record is from the annotation of a GenBank genome assembly. Lineage: Eukaryota; Viridiplantae; Streptophyta; Magnoliopsida; Fabales; Fabaceae.
AUGUCCGACGACUUUUCCGGUAACAUGUCCGGCGACUUUUCCGGCAACAUCGCCACUCUCGACAACAUCAUCAAUUCCGGCAAGGUAUCCGCCGACUCUUCUGAUGACAAAUUCGACGUCAUCUCUGACGACAUCUCCUUCAAUGACUCUGGCAUCACUUCCGACAAGGAUUUCGGCGUCACUUCCGACGAAAUCUUUGAUGUCAGUUACGACGACACAUCCGACGUAAAGCCUCCGAUGAAGAUCAAAUUGUUGAACACGCAGACAUUUGAGCAUUUGCAUAGGUUUAAUGUUGUUGCUAAGUUCUACUAUUCGUCUUAG